CAUGCGCGCUGCGGAGGGCGGGCUGGUGCGGGCCGGGCCGGGCGGCCGCUCCCCUGGCUGGCAGUGCUCGCUAAGAUGGCGGACUUCCUGCCGUCCCGCUCCGUGCUGUCGGGCUGCUUCCCCGGCUGCCUCCUCACCAGCGGCGAGGCCGAGCAGCAGCGCAAGUCCAAGGAGAUCGACAAGUGCCUCAACCGCGAGAAGACCUACGUGAAGCGCCUCGUCAAGAUCCUGCUGCUGGGAGCGGGCGAGAGCGGCAAGUCCACUUUCCUCAAGCAGAUGCGGAUCAUCCACGGGCAGGACUGGGACAGGGCGGCCCGGGAGGAGUUCCGUGCCACCAUCUACAGCAACGUGAUCAAGGGUGUGAGAGUCCUCGUAGAUGCCAGAGAGAAACUUCAUAUCCCUUGGGGAGAUCCUGCUAACCAGAGCAAUGGAGAUACGAUGAUGGCUUUUGAUACCCGGUCGGUCACGGUGGUGCAAGGGAUGGUGGAGACGGCAGUUUUUUUACAGUACCUCCCGGCCAUAAGAGCUCUCUGGGCAGACAGCGGUAUCCAGCACGCGUACGACAGGCGCAGAGAAUUCCAGCUGGGGGAAUCUGUAAAAUACUUCUUGGACAACUUGGAUAAACUUGGAGAACAAGAUUAUCUCCCCUCACAGCAAGACAUACUGCUGGCACGAAGACCCACAAAAGGGAUUCACGAGUACGACUUUGAAAUAAAAAAUGUUCCUUUCAAAAUGGUUGAUGUAGGUGGCCAAAGGUCAGAACGGAAACGGUGGUUUGAAUGCUUUGACAGCGUCACAUCGAUACUCUUCCUUGUUUCCUCAAGUGAGUUUGACCAAGUGCUUAUGGAGGAUCGGCAAACGAAUCGCCUUACGGAGUCCCUGAACAUUUUUGAAACAAUAGUCAAUAACCGGGUUUUCAGCAACGUCUCCAUCAUUCUCUUCUUAAAUAAGACGGACUUGCUUGAGGAAAAAGUACAAAAAGUGAGCAUCAAAGACUAUUUUCCAGAAUUCGAAGGGGAUCCCCACUGCUUAACAGAUGUCCAAAAAUUCCUGGUGGAUUGUUUUCGUACCAAACGCCGGGACCAGCAGCAGAAGCCCCUCUACCACCACUUCACCACUGCUAUUAACACAGAAAACAUCCGGCUAGUUUUCCGUGAUGUCAAGGAUACCAUCCUUCAUGACAACCUCAAGCAGCUUAUGCUACAGUGAUGUGCAAAAAGACAUUUUUAUUUGAGUAACUAUUGUGUGUUGUUUUUAACUAGGAGUUUACAGCAGGAAUAGAGAAAUUCAGAUCCUGUCAGACUUCUUGAUAUGUGGCUAAAAGCUGCUGCUGAACACAUUAUUGCCAAUUUCUGCAGUAAUUCAGGCUUAAUCUCUACCAGUGUAGCUUCAAGUUGACUCAAGUUGUAAUUUUAUAGCAGACCUAUGUCUAAGUUACCUGUAAAGUGAUGAAAUUUGACCUUUUGAGAAGAACAUGUAUAUUAUCCUAGAAAAUUCAUUCCACCUUCAGAAUUCCAAGCCCAAACUUGAGUGAAAUCGUUGCAAUUGUUAAGCUUUGGCAGUAAUUUUUGGGGGGGAGAAAACUUUUCACAUCUGACUUCAUAAUGAAGACUGUGAUACCGCAGCUGACUUACGAUUUCUCAGGUCUGUUGUUGGCUAGAAAACCCAUGAAUCCCUUGCUGGAAUCGUGUAUCUGAAGCUAGGAUUCCUCGGUGUAACGUACUUCCUAUUUAAGUAUAAAUCUUUGCAUGGGGUUUGACUAGGAUAUGCUUCAAAAAUACUUAGGUUGGGAACUAAGACAUCUGUCAGGAAGUACCAGAGCAGGCAGCAGUCCAGGGACAAGGGAUCAGCGAAUGGCACAGCACACUGCUUCACUCCUUUGCAUCGUAAGUACUCGACGUCUUAGAGCCGUGGCGAAGCACAGAGCACUAUGAGGUGGUCCUCUUGAAAUUCGGAUGUGGGAAGGGGGAGCAAGCUAAACUCAUAUUUCUUAUCUUCACGAGCCAGAUGUUACAUGUAGGUACCUUACCUUUCUUGAAGCGCUUUAAUUUAUCACUGGAUUAUCUUAGUGUGCCUCCUCUUAUCAGGAAGCAUUUGGUGAUGGAUAGAAGUACUUGCAGACCUAAGUGCCUCCUUGUGUUCUGUCCUCCUACAGCAUUUUCAGUGGCCUUAUGAGCAUGUGUGUUCCCAGCAGAGGCCUUGUGUAGCUGACACCGUGAAGAUGAAUGUUUUUUUAAAGGGAAAAAAAAAAACAACAUAUCACAGCAGAAUGUGCUUCAGCUGAUGAGGUUCUUUCGGAGACUUCCCAACUGGGUCUACCAGUCCUAAGUGUACUUGAGCCAAAUACGUUGCACAGCGUACUCCAGAGUGCUGGCUGUGACUAAUAAUACUUUACCAAAAGUUCCAUUGCAUAUUUUUUUUUUUUUUUACUUUUGCCAUGUGAUUACAAAAUAAUAAGAAAAUGCUUCUUGCCCAGAAAUCCUCAUACACUGUGCAGCAUGCAACUGAGUGAGCUUGCCAAGGUGCCAACACGUGUUUUUAAAAAGUAGUGCCGCUACCAAGUCUCCCCCGGGCUGUAGUUUUAGUCUGUUCAGCUUGCCACUUUGCCCCAUGGAACCGGCGAAUUCCUGUGGAUUGUGAUGCUGGCCAAUGUUUUCUUCAAGGAGUUUUUAUUAACACACCACGUGGGUGGCGAGAGGAGUGACAUGAUACUCUGACUGCUUGGAGCAGCGUCCCUGCAGGUGUGAUCAUGUUAGGACAUAGGAAAACUGCCCGUCUUCUGAACUUAGCCUUUACUUACUGUGACUGUAAGUUGUGUUAACAUCUCUGGACCUCGUUCUCCUGCCCGUAAGAGGAGAAUUGUGUGUUUUUAUUUAGUCAAGUGCUUUGAAAGACCUCUAUUUUUUUAUAUCAUCCAAGGAGUAGUCAUAGAUUAGUCUGCAGUGUCUGCGAUGAGGCACUAUUUUCAGAGGAAAGAGUUCUGAAAGGAGCUUUGGAGAAGUCAGUGCAUAAUCCUCUCAAGGAAGUCAGUGCAGCACUGAUGUCAAGAGGAUUAAUACAAUCUUUAGAUGGGGAUAUUUAAUGGAGAUUUUGCCUCCUUAGUAGGCAUGAAUAUGAUUACUUUUGGUUUUGUCUUCAGUUCAUAUGAGCAAUUCAAGAAGGGUGAACUAAAGACCUUUAAAUACCCUCAGUAGCCCUUUUGAAGGAUUGGGCAACGUGCACAUAACGAGGGUCCAAAAGUUCUCCGUUUUCCUCACGGGGGAAGGAUUACAGGUUGAUCUGGCUGAGCUGUAAGUGCUAUGUGAGCAGGCAACAAACCUCUGUCUAGUAGCCUCCAAGCAUGUAACAAAGUCCAUUGUUUGCAGGCAGAAGUUGAACAAACCCACACCCUUGGAGUGAGGGCAAUGAACCAUUGGAACAAAUCAACAGGAGGAGUAAGAGACUUUUUUUUUCCAUUGCUGACAGUUGUUUGAACAAGUUUCUUUUGAAAAGACUUAAGUCUGCUCUAAUUAAAAUCAUUAAUUUGGAGAGGGUCUGCAGUACGUGUGUUGCAAGAUGUCAGACUAGAUGAUUAACAAAAAGACUAAAGGCUGGAUAUUGGAUGAUGAUGAAUAUUAGCAGGAAUCUGUCUAAAAUUUGUUUAUGUGAAGUGUUGAUGAAUUUUUGUCUAGGGACCUGUUAAUUUACUUAAAUCCUCAAAACUGAUGUCAGUCUAAGGACGUAGUCAGUAUCACCAAGGCACUGGACACUUCUGAUAUUAGCUAAAGUAGGAAAAAUACUCACAAGGCUUCUCCCUGAACCAACACCAAAAAAAUAAACCCAACCCCACCCUGUUUUUAAUCCUUUCAGAUCAUUUUCCCUGUGAACACCGGGGCCGACGAGAUAGCGAGGUGGACCCCACAGUGUCAGGUCACUUCUAACCAAGUCGGCCCUGGGAGAUAAGCACUAUAUGAAUCUCAGGCAGAAAUGAAUUAUUUUAAUGAAAUUACUGAAUCAAAUCACUUGCCUUUCCCACUCCCACUUCUUUCAAGGGAGUGAGGCAACUAACCUUGAUGUAACUGUUUACAUGGUUCCUAUGUGAACGUGCUGGGUAAACAAAGUGAAUCAACAUC
Molecule: messenger RNA, 4112 nt
Organism: Oxyura jamaicensis (ruddy duck)
Lineage: Eukaryota; Metazoa; Chordata; Aves; Anseriformes; Anatidae
Gene: GNA13
Product: G protein subunit alpha 13
Exons: 4
Coding region: 76-1209 (377 amino acids)
Biological process (GO): adenylate cyclase-activating G protein-coupled receptor signaling pathway; Rho protein signal transduction
Cellular component (GO): brush border membrane; heterotrimeric G-protein complex
Molecular function (GO): D5 dopamine receptor binding; GTPase activity; guanyl nucleotide binding
Source: RefSeq, a predicted model, not a curated record